CCCCGUGUCCCUCCCGCAGCGCCCCUCAUCGCUGCCUCUUCUCCCCCUUCCCCAGGCCGGUGAACACGGGGCCAGGCCCCAGGAGAUGCCGUAAGCACUACGGAUAGUGGGGAGGCUUCAGACCAGCCAGCGUUUGCGGGGAGCUGCCGGGAAGAGCUUAUUCCAUGUCGGAGCAGCAUCGGCACCCUUGCCCCGUGCCACCCGCUCCCCCUGCGCCCUGGCCAGCCCAGGAGAGGAAAGGGAGGGCUCGCAGAGAGCAGCUCAAGCAGAGGAAAAGGUGACCAGGAUGCUGCACCAUGGGAAGCACUGGAGGUCCAUGUGCAAGGGGCUCGUCCUGGGGACCCUCCUGACCAGCUUCAUGCUGCUGCUCUACUCCUAUGCUGUCCCUCCACUGCAAGUCAGCAUGGCAGAGAUCCCCAUCUCCUCCUCCUGCACCUCCUCCGCAGCCCCCGGCAAGGCUCCGGCUGCAGCGGCCAACGGCACAGGCAGCGUGUUGGGCCAGCACUGCGUGCCCAAGGUGAACAUCAUGUUCAUGAAGACACACAAGACAGCCAGCAGCACCAUCCUCAACAUCCUCUUCCGCUUCGGAGAGAAGCACCGCCUCAAGUUCGCCUUCCCCAACGGCCGCAACGACUUCUACUACCCCUCGUUCUUCGAGCGCAGCCAAGUGCAGCACUACCGGCCCGGUGCCUGCUUCAACAUCAUCUGCAACCACAUGCGCUUCCACUACGAGGAGGUGCGCAAGCUCCUGCCGGCUGACACCAUGUUCGUGACGGUGCUGCGGGACCCUGCCUACCUCUUUGAGUCCUCCUUCCACUACUUCGGGCGCGUCAUUCCCCUCACCUGGAAGCUGAGCGGGGACGACAAGCUGGCGGAGUUCCUCCGGGACCCAUGGCACUACUAUGACCCCAAUGGGUUCAAUGCUCACUACCUCCAAAACCUCCUCUUCUUCGACUUGGGCUACGACAACAACAUGAACGCCGCCAGCCCGCUGGUGGAGGAGCACAUCCAGGAGAUAGAUCAACGCUUCCACCUUGUCAUGUUGCUCGAGUACUUUGACGAGUCGCUGGUGCUGCUGAAGGAGCUGCUGUGCUGGCAGCUGGAGGAUGUCCUCUACUUCAAGCUCAAUGCCCGCAAGGGCUCCAAUGUGUCCCGGCUGACACCUGAGCUCUAUGAGAAGGCCACCUCCUGGAACCUCAUUGACGCCAAGCUCUACCGCUAUUUUAAUGCCACCUUCUGGCGUAAAGUGGAGGCCUACGGGAGGGAGCGGAUGGCCAAGGACGUGGCUGAGCUGCAGCGGGAGAAUGAGAAGAUGAAGAGCAUCUGCAUCGAUGGGGGACACCCUGUGGAUGCCAGUGCCAUCCAGGAGUCCUCCAUGCAACCCUGGCAGCCGCUGGGGGAGAAGUCCAUCCUGGGCUACAACUUGAAGAAGAAGAUCAACAAGAAGCACCAGAAGCUGUGCCGCAAGAUGCUGACGCCCGAAAUCCAGUACCUGACCGACCUGGGGGUCAACCUCUGGAUCACCAAGCUAUGGAGCCGCGUGAGGGACUUCCUCAAGUGGUAGGGGGUGGUGGGGGUCCCGCUCUCCCCCAGCAGGAACCAGGUGCUUUCCUUUUUCUUACUCAUGGUGUCUGUUGGUUGGACGUGUGCAGAACCCACUGGAGGCCCCGGCACCCAGGAAUGGUCUGGGAUACCCUGCACCAGCUUCCUGCAGAGCCCCUGCUUGCAGAGCCUCUCCCUCAGCCUCCGAGAGCAUCAAGGACUGGAGGCUUGGGAUGGUUUUUCCCAGGAGGAUCCACUUCCUUCUCCAUGGAAAGGCUGGAGGAGGUGUUUGUGAAGGACUUGUUGUGGCAGGAGCAGCACAUCCAUCACCAUGCAGCUGGAGUGGGCAGGGUGUCCUCCUUGUCCGGGGUGGGCAGAGCUGCCACCAGGGAACCCAAACCUCAAGGGGCUCCUCAAAUCACCCCAUUUCCCUUGAGCUCCUAGAGCUGCAUGUCAGGGGCUGCUGCACCCCUCCAGGGGUUCUGGCCCUUGGGGUGAGGAGUGCAGCACGUUCUCAGCCUACCUGUAGCCAUGGUCCACAUUGGGCUGUGACCUGGAGCCGCUUAGAGAAGGGAAAACCCACCCCAAAAGCCCAUUUAUCAGUGCGCUCAUGGUCCCCACAGUGAACAGCAUCCACACAGCAGAUCCCCUUCCAGCCCCACAUCACCCUGGUUAGAGGGCCCCGUGGCCCCAGUCACUACAUGGGACAUCCCGAAAGGCCACAGGGUCCAGUGAGAACUGGUGUGGGAAGGAGAUGGGGAAUGGUGUCUGGUGGCCACCAUCCCAGUGAUGCCCCUGGUGGCACCUGUGGCUGAGGCUCCCCAGCAGCAAAGGGCCCCCAGCCCGUGUUCUGCCCCCUUUGGAAAGACCAUAAAUA
Messenger RNA from Melopsittacus undulatus (budgerigar), 2419 nucleotides. RefSeq names its product galactose-3-O-sulfotransferase 1 (gene GAL3ST1). Gene Ontology annotation, biological process: galactosylceramide biosynthetic process; myelination. The record is from RefSeq and is a predicted model, not a curated record. Gene Ontology annotation, molecular function: galactosylceramide sulfotransferase activity. Lineage: Eukaryota; Metazoa; Chordata; Aves; Psittaciformes; Psittaculidae. The transcript is spliced from 3 exons. The coding region runs from base 287 to 1564 and encodes 425 amino acids. Gene Ontology annotation, cellular component: membrane.